CUUUUUACAAAUGGAUGAUGAGCAAAGAAUACAGAGAAUAUGUCCAUAUUCCCAAAUUCAAUAUUAGCUGCAGUGCUAAUAGUCAGCUUGUUAGCUAUAAUCCUAGUGAUCCCAAUUAUAUUGAUCAAAGCAACCUAAUUAACAAUCCUGAAGAAGUUAUCAAUGUUGAACGCAAUCCUUAUAGAUAUACAAAAAAUUAUAUUAUGUAUAUAGAAGAAG
Dentiscutata heterogama is the source of this 219-nucleotide messenger RNA. The record is from the annotation of a GenBank genome assembly. Lineage: Eukaryota; Fungi; Glomeromycota; Glomeromycetes; Diversisporales; Gigasporaceae.